Messenger RNA from Brassica rapa (field mustard), 1647 nucleotides. RefSeq names its product protein STRICTOSIDINE SYNTHASE-LIKE 13. The record is from RefSeq and is a predicted model, not a curated record. Lineage: Eukaryota; Viridiplantae; Streptophyta; Magnoliopsida; Brassicales; Brassicaceae. Gene Ontology annotation, molecular function: hydrolase activity. Gene Ontology annotation, cellular component: endomembrane system.
AUUUCAUUUAUGAAAGUAUCCAACCAAACUUUCUUGUUUUUUCUUUGAUAUAUUGUAUAAGAUGUUACGCCAUUUGCAUUCUUUCAGUUUCACAAAGUAAUGAGAUGAAGGUUUCUGAAGCUCUCUUAGAUUAGAUCAGUGUCUUCUCUUGUAACUUACUUCAUUCUUCAGACCUUGCUGUGUAUUAUUUCAAAAAGAAGGUGAAUCUGAUCUUUGCUUUCUCUGAGAACUUUCAAAUGGAGAAGAAAGGACAGCAGCAUAGUACACAUGAUUCCUUUCUGACUCAUCACCCUGUUCUCUCUAUCAUUGCUUUGUCUGUAAUAUUCAUAGCCAUCGACCCUUUCCACAUGAGUCCUAUUGGAGGUCGUGAGUUCAAGCCUGUGAAGCAUGAGGUUGCACCAUACAAGCAAGUCAUGGAGAACUGGCCAAGAGACAACCUUAGUCAACUGGGUCAACAUGGGAAGCUGGAGUUUGUGGACCAAGUCUUUGGCCCAGAGUCGUUAGAGUUUGAUGGUUUAGGCCGUGGUCCAUACACAGGGUUGGCUGAUGGAAGGGUGGUUAGAUGGAUGGGUGAAGCAACCGGAUGGGAGACAUUCUCCGUUGUAACAUCAAAAUGGUCAGAGGAGGCAUGCGCAAGAGGUGUGGAUUCAACAACAAACAAGCAGUGGAAGCACGAAAAGCUGUGUGGGAGACCUCUUGGUCUGAGAUUUGAUAAAGAGACAGGGAACUUGUACAUUGCAGACGCUUACUAUGGUCUGCUAGUGGUUGGUCCUGAAGGAGGAGUUGCUACGCCUUUAGCUACUCAUGUGGAAGGAAAGCCUAUACUCUUUGCCAACGAUCUUGACAUCCAUAGAAAUGGUUCCAUCUUCUUCACUGACACAAGCAAAAGAUAUGAUAGAGCGAAUCAUUUCUUCAUAUUGCUUGAAGGAGAAUCAACAGGAAGGCUUCUAAGAUAUGACCCACCUACCAAAACAACACACAUUGUGCUGGAAGGUUUGGCUUUUCCUAAUGGCAUUCAGCUCUCUAAAGACCAAUCUUUCCUUCUCUUCACCGAAACAACCAAUUGCAGGUUAGUGAAAUAUUGGCUGGAGGGUGCAAAGACUGGUGAAGUGGAGGUGGUGGCAGAUCUACCAGGGUUUCCGGACAAUGUUAGAAUGAACGAGAAGGGUGAGUUUUGGGUUGCAAUAGACUGUUGUAGAACACGGCCACAAGAGGUUCUUACAAACAACCCUUGGAUAAAGAGCAUCUACUUUAGACUGCCCAUACCCAUGAAGCUGCUGGCCAAAGCGAUGGGGAUGAAGAUGUACACUGUGAUAUCAAGAUUCGAUGCGGAUGGUGAGGUGUUGGAGGUUCUUGAGGAUAGACAAGGAAAGGUGAUGAAGCUUGUGAGUGAAGUGAGGGAGGUUCAAGGGAAGCUUUGGAUUGGAACAGUGGCUCAUAACCAUAUUGCCUCUGUGCCUUAUCCUUUGACAAUGAAUUAGUGAACAACUUUGUUGUGUAGUUCUUUAGCUUGUGGAAUUGCCUCUGUGCCUUAUCCUUUAAAAAUGAAUUAGUGAACAACUUUUUUGUGUAGUUCUUAGCUUGUGGAAGUGAUAUCGUCUUAAUUAGCAUCCAUGAUGAUAAUUAUAUAACAAGUGAUGGUUUGGA